AUGUAUAAGGACGCAGAAGUGGUAGUCCUCAGAGCAGUGAGAGGCCAUGACGCCAGACUCCCUUGCGGCCAAGGAAAAGUGUUCCUAGACGGACCUGACGCUUACGUGCUGUGGCUGAAAAAUGAGAGAGAGUUCCUGUACCGGUUUCCUAACGAAGAGACACAAAGAAGAUCACUCUCACUAGACCAAGUAUUCGGCACAACAUGCGUCGCAGGCGCCUGUCACGAUGACACCUCUCUCCUUCUCAAGCGUGUGAGCGACAGAGACAGCGGCAUCUAUCGGUGCCGCGUGCACUACCAAGCGUCACCUUCGGUGGAUUACGUCAUCGAUAUAAGACUCGUUGAUUCCCCAGGAACCCCCCAGAUCUACAACGACGCUGGUGAGCCGCUGAAGAGAGGCCACAUCCAGCACAUCAGUCUCGGGUCCAACUACACACUCACCUGCGAAGUUGCUGAUGAGCCCGACACGCUUCUCUUUUGGCGUCGCAACGGCAUCGUCAUCGAACGCGCGGAAGCGUCGCGUCCGCGCACGCUACGCGCCACAGUCAGCGUGACCAACGCGUCGCGCGCUGAGCUGGACGCGCACUACGAGUGUCUGGCGCAGAACGCUGACGUCACAGAGCCACUCAGCGCGAGCGUUCUUGUCACUAUGUACUCGUGGAGAUACGGCUUUAACAACAACGUGGACUUCGAAGCCGGACAGCCGCGAGUGGUCGACUGCGUGGUGGUCGGCUGCGUGCCUCCGCCAUCUAUUACGUGGCAUCUGGGAGACACAUUGCUAAGACCGAGUGUGCAUAAGGAGCUCCACGACGGAAACUACACUGUGUCCUCAUUGACGCUAGCGCCAUCUCUCCGCGACGGCGGGCGCGAGCUCGCGUGUCGAGCGCACAACUCCCACCUCCCCGGCCAGGUGUUCCAGGACCAGGUCACACUGAACGUGGGCUAUCGUCCAGUCUGUCUAUCAACAGGCGAGGAAACUAUUGGCGCCGUGCCUGGAGAAGCAGAGACAGUGACCUGUGUGGUGGAAGCAUCUCCAGAGCCCCUACAGUUCAGCUGGACCUUUGCUGACUCACGGACUUUAUACACCAGCGUCAAGCUUCCCGGCCACCAGCACCGCUACAGCUCAACUCUCACCUGGCUCCCCCGCCCCGGCGACUACGGCGCACUGCUCUGCCGAGCGACGAAUUCGUUCGGCGAGCAGAAGCGAGCGUGCGCAUACGCGGUGGCUAGAGGAGGCCCACCUAGGGCGCCGCAGUGUGUCGUUAAAGAAGCGGGGACGUUGAGGGUUCAGUGCAAGAAAGAUUGGGACGGCGGCCGUCCCCAAACAAUACACUUGGUGGUUCGCGACUCAACCGGUACGGUGGUCACCAACGCUUCCGACCCCGCCGGCCACUUCCAACUAUCGCUGGCCGGGCGCAACUUGAGCGCGGUGGUGUACGCGAGCAAUAUUAGAGGACGGAGCGAAGAUGUGGAGCUACAGAUGCAUAAUACGCCUAUGAGCGCUUUUGCAGUCACAGAGCCAUCGCCGGCGCUCGGCUGGGCGCGCUGGCUGGAGCUGUCGGCCAUCGCGAUCGCGGUGACCGGCGGCGUAGCGGCGGCCGCGCUCUGCGUGCGCGCGGCGCGGGCCAAGAGACUCGCCGACAACCCCGACUUAGUCCCGAGGGCUGACGGGGCGUUUCACCGCGAGCCAGACUUCGUCGGUGGAGAGCGGGUGCUUGGAACAACGAAUAUCACCGUCAACCAGCUGGCUGCGUGUCAGAAUGUAAGUAAUCAAUACUCCUCAUCGCCAGUACCCUCCUGCCGAGUGCUGGUGGGCUGCCCCCACCCUCCACAAGACUCUUGUCCAGCCACGCAGCAUUCCUACUACGUCUAAGUCCGUUUUCAAUCCGAUCCGAUAUCGGAUGUCGGAAGAAUUUCAAUGGAAAAAAUCCAAGAUGGCGCCUGUAAUGUAUGAGAUAUCGGAUGGGAUAAUGUGAAAACGCAGUAACAGCCACUCUGGUAACCACAUGUGACGUCACAAGUGUAUGGGUCUCUUCAAACCUAUCGACGCGGAAUCAGCUUUCGCUGACCAAAAAUCACUCGUUAGUAUGAACAAAGAGGAUCGAGUAUUAUAGAGAGUUACUGUCAAAGUAAAAUGUGUAAUCACUGUGUAGGUAUAGACUGCCAUCUCUCGACACAAGCUUAAAACUUUUAACCUCAGUUUGGUAAAUUUAGCCCAUAUUGAGCUGAUAUGUGUUAAAAUGU
Messenger RNA from Leguminivora glycinivorella, 2243 nucleotides. Its product is annotated as hemicentin-2-like. The transcript is spliced from 13 exons. The coding region runs from base 1 to 1872 and encodes 623 amino acids. The record is from RefSeq and is a predicted model, not a curated record. Lineage: Eukaryota; Metazoa; Arthropoda; Insecta; Lepidoptera; Tortricidae.